UGCUAAUUAUUAUGAAAAAACAAAAAGGGACCCGUAUAAAAGCAUGGUUUUUGGGGUCUUUUGAGAUUGAGCACAAUUCAUGUAUAGUGGUGUAUUUUUGUACAUGGAUGUUUAUAUUUAGUGGCCAAAUUACGAGAACCGUACGUUUGACGCAUUGCAUUGAAAUAAAGACUUAUCUGUAUACCGGUCGUCGUUUUAAUAGUAGUUUAUGUACGAGUAUCUUGCUGGUCACAUAAGCCUGGAAUUGUUGAAGCUUAUAUAGUUCUCGUAAUUGUUGUUUAAUCGAUCAGCAAUGACUCAGAAACGAAAGGGUCAAGGUAAAAAGUCGAAAAUUAAAGGCUUAUCAAAACGCGUACUUCAGCCGUCUGGCGAACAGUUAAGUCCUCCAGGUCAAGUGAGUCGAGCUAAAUCUGGAGAGAAUUCGCUUAACAAUACGAAUCAAGACAUGAUUGAAUCCGCUGAAGAUGACGGUAGCGAGCGAGCUGAAAGCGGACCGAACGUCGUCGUACAAAACAAGCAAGUUGUCGUUUCUGACGAGGCUUCGACGAGUUUGGGUUCGCCGGAGCGAGUAGCAGACGAACAGGAACAGGAGCUUGAACUUGGUCUAAGUCAGGUCGCUUCAUUUUUGAAGGAUAAUUCGGUUUUAUCGCCUCUUGCUCCUGUAUUCCAGUCCAAUUCUAAUAUCGGUAAACAAGCAGCUUCUCACGUGAACGUCACGCGGACUGCUCGUGCGUGGGAAAAGCCGACGCAAACAACAAAUUUUGAAGACAACGGGGCUGGAGUAACGAGCGCGCUUGAUUCAAAAUGGGCAGAACGGUUUCGUGAACUUGAAGAAUUGGAAAUUAAUAGAAGAGAAGAGCUGAACAAGCAGAUGAGGGAGGCAAGGCUUAAACUAGAGAAAGAAAUGCAUCAGGCGAGAAUUGAGCAUGAGAUGGCUAUGAAGAAACGGGAAAUACAACGACGUCGAGAUGAGCUUCGGAAGCUUGAAGAAGAAGUUUUUGGUAAUGAUAUUGAACAUCAACUGUCGGACAGGGAAAGUAGUAGUAACGCUCGUGAACCAGAUAAAACCCAGUCCAGCAACCUUCAACCCAAUCGACAGAAGCAGUUUAAGUCAGCGCUUGGCGAUACCUCCUACCGGAAAUUGUGUACCCCAAGAAAGUAUAAUAACCAGUGGAACUGGAUGUCAAACUCAGCAAAGCUUGCAACGAGACAAUUCGUCGCAGUUACAAUAUCUAUUAGAGAAGCAGCAGAUUACGAUGGACGAAGUAGUGAAGGGAUUAAGAAUGCCUCAAAGGGAAUACAUGAGUUUUGA
Messenger RNA from Xenia sp. Carnegie-2017, 1312 nucleotides. RefSeq lists its product as uncharacterized. The transcript has 2 exons. Lineage: Eukaryota; Metazoa; Cnidaria; Anthozoa; Malacalcyonacea; Xeniidae. The record is from RefSeq and is a predicted model, not a curated record. The coding region runs from base 293 to 1312 and encodes 339 amino acids.